CCCACUUCAUAGCUUCCUCCGUGAUUUUCCCGGUCCGCUUCAGAGUUCAGACCCACUAGCGUAUCACUUGCGCUGGUCAUUCAAGCUAGUUUUCGACUUGGCGUUCCGUAGUAUGGACGAAUGAAAUUUUCUGUUUCGAGCUAUCGGGAGUUUCUACAAUGAGUGCAGGUGGUUCAUUUGGAGGGAAUAGAGGACUGAGACCAGUACCCCCAGAGAAAGGAGUUUUCCCUUUGGAUCAUAUGCACCUCUGCGACUUGGAGAAGAAAGAAUACCUCAACUGUCUUAAAACCUCUGGUCACAAAUCUGAAAAAUGCAGACACUUAUCGAAAAGAUACCUUGAAUGCCGUAUGGAAAAGAAUUUAAUGGCAAAGCAAGACAUGACGGAACUGGGAUUUGGAAAUUUGAGCCAGGCCAAUUUGUCUGGCGACAAAUUGGAACAACUCUAAAUUGUUCAUCCUUAUAUAACCAUAGUCGAAGAUUUUAGUUAGUCACUGGGUCAAGUCAUCAUUAACCAACCCUUCUCAUCCACAUUUGAAGGGACGGUACAAUAAUUUUUCAUAAUGUAUUGUCCUUGAUCAAAAUACUCAUCUUGCAGGUUUUAGUUUCUUCUUUAAAGAACAAUGUCUCAUUCAACGGGCCAAUACUAUACUACACUUCCAUUGUCUUCUCCCGUGUAGUUUCAAAAGCUUUCUUUUUAUUCCAUUACUUGUAUGUAUUCAUGCAAAUUUCUGAACAGUGCCAUUUUUUACCUUGUGUAA
Messenger RNA from Cucumis sativus (cucumber), 758 nucleotides. RefSeq names its product cytochrome c oxidase assembly protein COX19. The record is from RefSeq and is a predicted model, not a curated record. Lineage: Eukaryota; Viridiplantae; Streptophyta; Magnoliopsida; Cucurbitales; Cucurbitaceae. Bases 159 to 446 code for a protein of 95 amino acids. The transcript is spliced from 4 exons.